Messenger RNA from Paramacrobiotus metropolitanus, 1220 nucleotides. Its product is annotated as protein unc-50-like. The transcript has 3 exons. Bases 364 to 1137 code for a protein of 257 amino acids. NCBI's taxonomy places the organism in Eukaryota, Metazoa, Tardigrada, Eutardigrada, Parachela, Macrobiotidae. Gene Ontology annotation, cellular component: Golgi membrane. The record is from RefSeq and is a predicted model, not a curated record.
UUUAAAAAAUCGAUGUCAAAAAAUUCGGAAUAAUUGAAAUUCUUAGAUAAUUUUUAGAAUGUUACAGAUUACUCUUUGAUUAUUUUAAAGAUUUCAAAGGUUCUUCAAACUAUUCCGUGCAUAGUUCAUAGUGACUUCUUACGUACUUAUGUUGAUGAAACUUGAUUAUCGGAGGCUUGAAAGUUUGAAACCUAUUCUUUUACUCAUCUUUAGUACGUAGUUCACUGUUUACCGUUUACGAAGAGACAAAAAAUUGGAUUUUCAGGCUGCAAGAAGACAAAAGUCCAACCAUCGUCAAGUGGAAAUCUGAACUGGACCUGUCGCAUGUAUUACGUGGAAGCAGUCUAGCUGCUUUUAGCGACCAUGGCAAUUACGCUGACCAUUCCUUCCACAUAUGGCUGUAGUGAAAGACUUUCAGCAGCCGCCAAACGAUGGAGAUUUUUACGACGUUUGAAGCGCUAUGACCAAAUGGAUUUUCAGUUCGCUGCGUGGCAGAUGGUCAAUCUUAUCAUUGCUCCCCGGAAAGUUUAUCGCCACUUUGUUAGUCGCAAAGAGACAAAGAAUCAGUUUGCCCGUGAUGAUCCUGCUUUUCUGGUUUUGUUUGCUGGAUUUCUGUGCCUGUCUUCGGCUUUGAUGACCGUGAUGUUUCACCAUGGCCCGGUGCAGUUUUUGGGAUACGUGGCUGGUUUUUUCAAACUCCUGGCCUGGACAGUGUUUGUGGACUGCAUUGGGACGGGCUUAUUGAUUGCCACCGCCUUAUGGACAUUGACAAAUCAUUUAUUUCGCAGUGAUCUGACGCAGGAUGUUGAGUGGGGUUAUUCGUUUGACAUACAUCUGAAUGCAGCGUUCCCGUUUUUGGCCUGCAUUCACGUUGUGCAGCCUCUCUUCUAUGAAAACGUGUUAAACUCGACAAAUCUGUUGUCGGUGUUUUUGGGUGAUACUAUUUAUCUGCUGGCCUGUUCGUAUUAUGUGUACAUAACAUUUUUGGGAUAUUCCUCCCUUCCAUAUCUUCGGAAUACGAAAAGAUUUUUAACGCUUCUUCCUCUCUUGUUAGCGACGUAUGUUGUUUGCAUAGUAAUGCAAUGGAAUAUUUCUCGCACUGUUGUCAGCCUUUAUCAGUCUGUUUUUGCUCUUUAGAGAUUUUUUUAUUUAUUUCGAUAAAAAAAUUUGUUAAGUUUUUCGCUAAUUUGUUCGGCGAUUGCAAUAAAAUGCACUCGUGA